Molecule: messenger RNA, 1413 nt
Organism: Austrofundulus limnaeus
Lineage: Eukaryota; Metazoa; Chordata; Actinopteri; Cyprinodontiformes; Rivulidae
Gene: tmem19
Product: transmembrane protein 19
Exons: 8
Coding region: 273-1256 (327 amino acids)
Cellular component (GO): membrane
Source: RefSeq, a predicted model, not a curated record
CGCCGCCUUUUUCCGCUUUAUGCUGGAGCCGUGUGUUUCUGUAGCUUCAGCCGAUAAAUUAUUGGGUUUAUUCGCUUUGUUCCUUCUUGAUAAAUAACAUCCUUUGCGAUCAUCUAAUAAAAAGCCAGAAAAUAGUUUUUAUCUCGAUUAAAAAUAAAGUUAAAUUUAGCUGUCAUCGGAGGAAGCUGUGUAACAAUAAAUCACGAUCAUGGCUCCGAAAACAACCUCUGCUCGGUCCGUCCGUCACCGUGGAUUCUGAGAGCGUGGUCCUGAUGAAGGAGUACGUGAAGAUGAUGACUGAUAUGAUCGUCCUGUGCGUCACUCUGGCGCUCUCGCUCUUCUUCUGGAUCGUCUCGCUCACCCUGAGCGCCGUCUCUGGGAACCUGCAGCCGGUGUCGCCGUGGCGGUGGCUCUUCUCCAUCUUGGUUCCUCUCAUGAUGUCGGCCCGAGCGCUGAAGAGACGCAGUCUGGACCGGUCCGGAGCUCUGGCAGCCCUCCUGGUGGGCUUCGUCUUGACGAUGGCCAACUUCAGCUUCUUCUCCGCUCUGCUGAUGUUCUUCUUCACCUCCACCAAGCUGACCCGCUGGGGCGCCGACAGGAAGAAGAAAAUCGAGGCYGAUUACAAAGAAGGGGGUCAGAGGAACUGGAUCCAGGUGUUCUGUAAYGGAGGCGUCCCCACGGAGCUGGCGCUGCUCUACAUGAUCGAGGUGGGUCCAGGUGAGAUCCCCGUGGACUUCGGGAAACAGUACUCGGCCUCCUGGAUGUGUCUGUCUCUGCUGGGAGCGCUGGCCUGCUGCGCCGGGGACACCUGGGCCUCAGAGGUGGGGCCCGUCCUCAGCCAAUCAGAGCCCAGACUCAUCACCACCUGGCAGGAAGUCCCGACAGGAACAAACGGUGGCGUCACGCCCGUCGGAUUGGUCGCCAGCUUCCUGGGCGGGGCAGCAGUGGGCGUGGCUUACUUUGUGACUCAGCUCCUCCUGGUGGGGGACCUGCACCUGGCCGAUCCACAGUGGCCCAUCGUGUUGUACGGCGGCGCGGCGGGCCUGCUGGGCUCCAUGCUGGACUCCUUCCUGGGAGCUCACAUGCAGUACUCGGGAUUCGACUCGAGCAUCGGGAAGGUGGUGAGCUACGAGUCGGCCACGACCCGGAGGAUCUGCGGGAAACCCAUCCUGGACAACAACGCCGUCAACCUGUUCUCCUCCGUCCUCAUCGCCCUCUUCCUGCCGGGGCUGGCGUGGGGGGCGUGGCCUCGGUGAGGCGUCUGUCAGCCAAGCAGCAGGUUCUGACCCACAGGAACCAGAACCUGCUCGGUUUUUGUGACAUUUUUUUAACAUCCGUAAAGAAACGAGCUGCUGUAAAAAUGUUAAAUUAAUUUUAAAAACAGGGUCCAAUAAAGUUUCUGAUCAUCCUUGA